Molecule: messenger RNA, 1045 nt
Organism: Lactuca virosa
Lineage: Eukaryota; Viridiplantae; Streptophyta; Magnoliopsida; Asterales; Asteraceae
Source: the annotation of a GenBank genome assembly
AUGAUCCUGAUCGUGCUUUUUAUGUCUGCUGAUAUGCAUUCUGCUGUAAAAGGCGUUGCAGAAUAUUUUCCCACAGCCAUAAUUAGUGGAAGAAGCCGUGAUAAGGUGUAUGAGUUAGUAGGACUAGCAGAACUGUAUUAUGCGGGUAGCCAUGGAAUGGACAUCAUGUUUCCUGUUCAAGACACAUCUUCUGUCCACCAAAAUACUUACAUUAGAUCUACUGACAAACAGGGAAAGGAAGUGAACUUGUUCCAACCUGCUAGCGAGUUUAUACCUAUGAUCGAUGAGGUUUUUAAAACCCUUGUCGAGGUUACUAAGGAUAUUAAAGGUGCAAAAGUGGAAAAUCACAAAUUUUGUACCUCUGUACAUUACCGUAACGUAGAUGAGAAGAGUUGGCUUACAGUUGCACAAUGUGUUCAUGAUGUGUUAAAGGAUUAUCCUCGUUUGCGACUAACUCAUGGACGGAAGGUUUUAGAGGUCCGUCCUGUAAUUGAUUGGGACAAAGGAAGGGCUGUUGAGUUUCUUCUUGAAACACUGGGGCUAAGCAACAGUGAUGAUGUGCUUCCGAUUUAUAUUGGGGAUGAUAGAACAGACGAAGAUGCAUUUAAGGUUUUGAGAGAAGGAAACCGUGGAUAUGGAAUUUUGGUGUCUUCCGCACCCAAAGAAAGCAAAGCCUUUUUAUCUCUUAGAGACACUAUAGAGGUGUCAGAAUUUCUGAAGAGCCUAGUGAAAUGGAAGGAACAACAGUAAGAGUAAGAGUAAAGAGUAAGAAGAUGAUUUGCGAAAAGUGGGUACAGAUGUGUCAUGUGUCUUGUGUGUGUUAAAAAUUUAGUAUUUGGUGAAUAAGUGGUAGCCUGUGGGAACUGCGGGCUUGUUUAGAAGAGUUUUUAUUCCAUUUUGUUUGAGUGUGAGUUUUUUGUUUUUUUAUUUUUAAUUUUAUUUUAAGUUUAUAAUGAGUCAUGAAAUCAAUUUGAGAUUGUAUUAUUUUUGUUUUGUUUUGAUUGAUUGGUUCAUUUAUUUUAGUUCCAUUCUUUUUGGUGUAGUG